CUGCACCACUCCCUCCACAUGACCCUGAACACCAACAGUUAUGUGCUUAUUUUCACCAGGGGCGACUCACAUUUCAACUCUACUAUUCAAACAACCAUUAACAAAACUAUUAACUGCUCCAAAGAUUCUCCAGAGUAUUUGACAUGAAUGCUAUAUAAGGAUGGGAAACUGUCUCUGUAACAUUUGUUGUGCAUCCUCAGUCUUCAGGCAUCAGUCUUCUCAUGUAUGAGUAUUUCCUUAUAUCCAAACAAGGAGAGGGAAUGUCUGAGCGAUGAUUUGUUUGCCUUGAUCCUUGAAGACCUGUAGAGCUCCUCCUGACCUCUAGAUAUAAAGCGUGAAGCCUUUUAUGUUUGCUGACUCUGGGGUGGAUCACAAGCAGUGUGGAUCUUCGAGAGGAUCUCCAAGAUGUCCAAGGCAAAGGCUGCACCUCCUCCUGGGUGCACUCUGAACAUCAAUGAUCCUCAGGUCCAGGAGGCUGCUAUCCGGAUCCAGGCCUCAUAUCGUGGACACAGGUCGCGUAAAGAGAUGCGAGAGAAAGGCCCUCCAAAGAUCCUGCAGGAGCUCAAAGACGUGGUUCUGGUUGAGGGCAGCGCUGCAAAGCUGGAGUGCAGAGUUAGUGCUUUCCCAGAUCCUUUCAUCGUCUGGUACAAGGACGGCAAAGAGCUGAAAGAUGGUCCCAAGUACCGCUACGUGUUUGAAGACCCAGAUUUUGUGGCGCUCGUGGUUCGAGAUGGGGUUCUGGCUGAUCUGGGAAAGUACACCGUUACCAUUAAGAAUCCAUUUGGACAGACGUUGGGAUCUGCUUGUAUUCUAGUGGAGGUCCCUGCUAAGGUUUCUAAAGGCCCGGACAACAUCAAGGCCAAGAGAGGGACGACAGUUGUGCUCAAGGCUGAAAUAAGUGGAGAGCCUCCUCCAGAUGUUGCCUGGCUCAAAGACGGAGAUGACAUUGAAGAAGAUGACAGGGUAUUCUUUGACGUUGGAGACACCAACACAAUCCUGACCAUCAAAAACGCAAAGUCGUCUGAUGCUGGAAAGUAUGAGGUGUUUGUGGAGAAUAAUCUGGGCACAGACCAGUCCUUCGCUCGUGUGGACGUCCUCUAAUGCACCAACACUCACAUGACGAGCCUGUGUUCCCUUACUGUGCAAUCCAGUGGACAAUAUACUGCAUUAACACUGUACAUAAUUUAAACCACACUCAUUAUAAAAAUUAAAGAAUGUUUUUCUGAGA
Molecule: messenger RNA, 1228 nt
Organism: Lates calcarifer (barramundi perch)
Lineage: Eukaryota; Metazoa; Chordata; Actinopteri; Centropomidae
Gene: spegnb
Product: SPEG neighbor
Exons: 5
Coding region: 406-1101 (231 amino acids)
Biological process (GO): homophilic cell-cell adhesion
Cellular component (GO): plasma membrane
Molecular function (GO): protein binding
Source: RefSeq, a predicted model, not a curated record